AUGUCAAGUACUCCUGAAGAGAUCUACCAUGAUAUCCUUUUAAGGUUACCGGGGAAAUCUUUGGUUUCAUGUAAGUAUGUUUGCAAGUCUUGGUAUAAACUAAUUUCUAAUCCUAGUUUUAUUAAGUCUCAUCUUAAUCUUGCUAACCAACGAAACAAGUAUCGCCUUAUGUUUGAAUGUGAUGAGAUGAAUAGCGUGAAUUCCAUAAGUUAUGAUUCGUUAUCAUCCUCGAACAUAUAUGAUGAUGCUGUUGUUGUUGAAAUGGAUUUUUCCUCCAUGUCUUCAAAAUGUAGUAAUGAAUUGUUAGGUUCAUGUAAUGGCUUGGUAUAUGGCUUGAAUAAUCAGUUGGAAUUAUUUUUUCUGUGGAACCCAGCCACAAGGGAAUACAAGAGAUUACCCAAAUCAGAUGCUUAUUAUUAUUACGGUACUUUCCAUGGUUUGGGUUAUGAUUGUAAGAGCGAGGAUUACAAGUUGGUAACUGUUAGGGAUAGUUACAAGUGUUUUCUGGUUGAAGUCUAUUCUUUAAAAUCAAACUCAUGGAAAAGCUUUAAAACCAUCCAACGAUAUAGGCUGGGAACUCAUUAUGUAACCUACUCUGGGGUGUUGUUAAAUGGAGCUCUUCAUUGGCCCGGGGAACCCGGCACAUUAGUCUCAAUGAAUAUCAGCCAAGAGGGAUUUGAAGUAUUGGAAUUGCCAAUAACUCAUGGUUAUGACUUUAUGAGUAUAGGAGUGUUAGAAGGGUGCCUUUGUGUACUUUCUGAUCAUGUGGAUGAAACUUUUGAAGUAUGGGUAAUGCAGGAAUAUGGAGUUCCAGAAUCUUGGACUAAACUUUAUGCGAUUAAAUUUCCGAGAAGAGAGUAUCAUUCCAGUAUGGUGGAGUUAUUAGCGUCGCUUAAGAAUGGUAAGAUUCUGUUUAAGAACGAGCCAAUUCCAGAUGUCAAGAAUAGCGUAUUUUUAUAUGACCCGCAGUGUAGAACUGCUAGACAACUAAAUAUUACUGGUUUAAACGAUGGAGAAGCAUUCAGUUAUUUUGAAAGCCUGGUUUCGCUAAAGCCUUCUACUUUAGGAAAGAGAAAAAGAGAAGAAUCACUGGAAAUUUAA
Messenger RNA from Papaver somniferum (opium poppy), 1101 nucleotides. Its product is annotated as F-box protein CPR1-like. Gene Ontology annotation, molecular function: protein binding. The transcript has a single exon. The record is from RefSeq and is a predicted model, not a curated record. Bases 1 to 1101 code for a protein of 366 amino acids. Lineage: Eukaryota; Viridiplantae; Streptophyta; Magnoliopsida; Ranunculales; Papaveraceae.